Molecule: messenger RNA, 482 nt
Organism: Bactrocera tryoni
Lineage: Eukaryota; Metazoa; Arthropoda; Insecta; Diptera; Tephritidae
Gene: COX7B
Exons: 4
Coding region: 68-340 (90 amino acids)
Source: RefSeq, a predicted model, not a curated record
UUCUAAUACAUUUUUCUUGCAGUUUUUUCAUCGAGCUAACAACUGACGAAUAAAUCAAGCUACAAAUAUGUUGGUGCAGCACAUUUUGAAACAAGGCCUUUUGGUUAAAAACGCCGGAGCUCUGUCGCGUGCAGCAUACCAUGGUGGUCAUCAUCAACAAACUACCUUGAAUGAUCUGCCCGUGCCAGAAGGUGAUUGGCAAGAGCAACACUCCCGCCAGAACGCCAAGUAUAAUGCGUGGUUAGUCGGUGGAGUUCUUCUCUUAGCGGGCACCAUUGGUUUCGUUAAGACGUCUGGAGUUAUCGAAUUCAACAGCAAAGCACCAGAAUCGCUUGACUAGAGAGUUAUAUAGCCUAAUUCCAUGUAAUAUGUGACUUUUAAUAGGCGUGCAUUAAAAUAAGGCUAAUGUAACCGACGAAGAGUUGCUUAAGUGAAAACCAUAAUGUUGAGAAAAAAUAAAAGUCAAUGUGAUGUGUAAAAAA